AUGGCCAGCAACAUCAACGCGCUUGCGAACUACGACAUUGUUCUCGCCAUAUCAAAUGAGGCAAUCAAUGCACAAUUUGAAGAGUUGUACCGGAAAGAGUUGCCCGAAGACCUCCUGCCGCCCGAUUUUGAGCCUGGAGACCAGGUAGCGCUACCGCGUCCAAGCCAUUACAUCAAUCACGAUUUCAAGGUUCUGAUCAAAGAAGAUGGAGUAGAAGACGAGCAAGAACUACAAGGAAUAGACGGACAUAUCAAGUGCCCCGUGGUGACUAUCCACCCGGAAAAAAGUGGGGUGGCUAUCGUGUCUCUCACUUUUGAGCACGAUGAGUCUGUGUCUGAGACUGAUAAGAAGGACAGCUUUCUGCAGCAUUUAGUUGUUGAGAAACGUCAAGCGAGCAUUAACAGACUAAACAUAAAUGGCUGGACAUUCAGUUGGGAAUGCAGCAUUGCUAUCAAAGACAUUGACGAUGUCAUGGCAGAUCUCGUUGGCCCCGCUGAGGAUCAGGAACAACAAGUGCAGCUUCCGAACGAAACCAUCAACAAACUCAAGAAGAGGUUUGAUACAGAACCUCAGAACGAGGUUGACGUCAGCGUCUUCACGGCAUCCUCCAUAUUCUGCAUGAUGCAAGCAGUACAGAUGACGAACUCAUUUGAUAUUAAAACUCCUGAUGGAUAUGAAUGGCCAAAAAAGCUCAGUACUGCUCAGAUGCAGUUUUCAAUCGCAACGGCAAAGACUAUGGUUGUAGAUCACUUCAAGAAUAUGCGCGAAGCAGCAAUUAAGAACGGCAAAGACGUGUCACAUUUACCAACAGCCAACAAUCCGUUCGUCUUGGGAUACAGCAUUCGACAAGAGAUACCAAAACUUAAGGACCUGAACAUGAACGCCGAUCCUACCAAAACGCCGCGGUACUUUAUCCCUCGUAAAGUUGAUUGUACCACCACAGCUUCUCCCGGAAACAAGUACACAGCUGGGACAUUGAACUUCUGCAUGUUUACACAUCGCGAAGAUGAGAGCUCAGAUGCAGGAUCCAUUGACAUCGGUACAGUCAAGUUCCCGGAGACAUUUUUCCAGAAACUUUCCAUCCGUGGAGGCUUGAUGGGUAGUUCCAAGGGCAAACAAGGCGGUCACGACGGUAUCAUGGGCUUCUCAAGAGACAUAUUCUGCAAGCGAUGGUUGACAGAGACGGUAGCUCAGCCGUUUGUCGCUGAUGACUCCAAAUAUAGCGACGCAUUUAAGCCAAUGCUGUCGGGGUUGGCGUCACCCACUUCGAGCCCGUGGCGGAAGCCAUUGCAGAACUCUAGCGUUCGAGAAGUAAUGAAGGGUCUCGAGUACGGAGGUGUUGUGACUGGCGUCAUGUUACCUGACUUUAGUGUCGGUGAAAAAGAUCUUAGCAUCAAGCGAAGUUACACGGGUACCAGCAGAGCCACAGUCAGAUACACAUCUGACUUCCUUUCGUACACUCCCGAGCAACGGCAAGAGUCGGACCUGCGGCGUAGUCUUUAUCUAGACCUGCGAGUUUGGAAUGAGUUCGAUCUGCAGCUGUCCCUGCAGAAAACGACUUUUCUUGGGUUCCUCUUUGGCGAGAGCCCGAUCAGAAAUCUCAUUGGUGUAGGUGAUAGCGACAACAAGGAAUACACAACCAUGAUCAAGGCAUUCUACCGAUCAAACUUCAAGAUCGGUUACACGCUUUCACCUGGUCAAGGCGGUAUCUGGAGCAUGAGCAAAGAUAACGAUCGCACUACUUUCCCCGGCAAAACCGCCCCAGCAAAAGUCAUUGAUUGCACUAAUGACUCUUCAGAGCCCUGGAAGAACUUUUCCGGUGACGGCUUCAACCUGUACUCACAGAAAUUUGAUGUAGCUAAGGAACGGGAUAUGCCAAAUGAACUUUUGGAGAUUGCGAAAGAUUGGUACGGGAACCAAAAUCUUGAAAUUGAAAACGCGGUCGAAAAUGUACUCAAAAGCAUUAAGAAUGCGGUCAUCAUGCCGGCUGGUAACGUUCUUCAAUUCAAGGGCCUGGAUUGCGAUGAGGAAGGCAACGUUUACUCAACGGUUGAUUAUCAGACCCUCACUCCGACGAGGUAG
Dothidotthia symphoricarpi CBS 119687 is the source of this 2082-nucleotide messenger RNA. RefSeq lists its product as uncharacterized. The record is from RefSeq and is a predicted model, not a curated record. NCBI's taxonomy places the organism in Eukaryota, Fungi, Ascomycota, Dothideomycetes, Pleosporales, Dothidotthiaceae. The coding region runs from base 1 to 2082 and encodes 693 amino acids. The transcript has 5 exons.